UUGCAAUGCGUCUGCUAGCUUCACCUGCGUCCUCGAGUAGGAUGGGCUUUCGGGGACGUGCCAAAAAAAGCCGUGGCUAUAAAACACAAACUGUUAUUACUGGUUUGCGUUGUCGUCUCAGAACUCCUUGUCAUUCAUCUGCUGUUUUUUUGUCCUACAAUCUGAAUGCUGAAGCCCCGAUAAUCUGGAGGAUAUGCUUAAAUCGCCACAAUAUUACCGCACCUACUAUUGCAAUCGUCCGCAGCUUAGCGAGCUGCACGGUCCAGCGCAGUCCCUGCACGAAAGCCGAGGCGCGCCCGGCGUCCUCAUUCCCGACCCGGUCCAUCUGACGACGGGCUGCGGCUGUUAGGGCUGCGGGAGGUGGGGUUGCGGGCUGCAUUCCUCCUGCCUCUCAGCUUCGGGACCCGAAGACAUCACUGGGACAUCGGGAAGCAGACCGUCCUCCGCUGCUGCUCACAGACAUCAGCAUCUGCCUUUCGCCUAUUUAUGCUCUAUACUUGCCCAUAGAAUAAAUUUCGGGGAGUAUGUCUCAGCUGUGGUUAUUUUUUCUACCUAAAUUAUCCAAAGAAAUUUAAAAAACGGACAGUUUAAAUAGAAAGAAGUCUUUUUCUCCCCGUUUCCACUUCUUCUUCUUCUUCUUUUUUUUUGCAAAAUGACAAGCUGUUUUAAAACUUCGUCGACACUGAGAUUAAUAUUGCCUUUAUGUUGUCUGUGGGUGCAGCACACUUCAUGGAAGCUGGUGGACGCCAUCCAUCCAGACUGUGCUAUAAUAUCACAGCUGGCCAAGGCCCAGGAGCAGUGCCUGCAAACACAGAGGCAGGAGGCCCAGAACCAGACAAUGCGGUCAGGAUGUCGAACGGAGUGGGUGGAAAUCCACUGCUGGUCACGUGCCGAGGUUGGGCAGGUGGUCAAUGCCUCCUGCUUCGAAGUCUCCCAGCUUUUCACCAACAACCAAGGUUAUGUGCACAGGAACUGCACCCAGCAGGGCUGGACGGAGCUGUACCCUGCCUAUGAGGAAGUGUGCGAAUUCCGGGAGAAGGAUGAGGCCGAGUCUGAAACGACAUACUACUCAACGUUCAAGCAGGUCUACACCGCUGGCUACGCCACAUCGCUGGUGUCCCUCAUCACUGCCAUCUUCAUCUUCACCGCCUUCAGGAAGUUCCGCUGCACUAGGAACUACAUCCACAUUAACCUGUUUGCCUCAUUCAUCCUGCGGGCAAGCGCCGUCUUCAUCAAGGAUAGCGUGCUCUUCGCCGACGAGACCCUCGACCACUGCUUCGUGUCCACGACCGCCUGCAAGUCUGCCGUGGCCUUCUUCCAGUUCAGCAUCCUGGCCAAUUACUUCUGGCUGCUGGUGGAAGGGAUGUACCUGCAAACCCUGCUGGCACUCACCUUUGUGUCACAGAGGAAGUACUUCUGGUGGUACAUCCUGAUUGGCUGGGGUCUUCCAACGAUGGUUCUGACCAUCUGGGUGCUGACAAGAAACUUCUAUGAUAACAGAGGAUGCUGGGAUGAUAACGACUAUGCAGCUUUCUGGUGGAUCAUCAAGGGUCCGAUAACAGUGUCGUUACUGGUCAACUUCAUCAUCUUCAUCAACGUGAUUCGCAUCCUGGUGCAGAAGCUCAAGUCGCCCAGUGUGGGAGGCAACGACACAAGCCAUUUUACGAGGCUGGCGAAGUCAACGCUGUUCCUCAUCCCGCUGUUCGGCACACACUACAUGGUGUUCGCCUUCCUGCCCGAGAACACUGGGGAGGCAGCCAGGCUCUACAUCGAGUUGGGGCUCGGCUCCUUUCAGGGUUUCGUUGUGGCCCUGCUCUACUGCUUCCUGAAUGGAGAGGUGCAGGCCGAGCUAAAAAAGCGACUGUGCAAGUGGCAGAGCCAAGGCUACCUGAGCUUUGCCAAGAGACGGCGGACGCUAUUCGCCGAAAGCAGCACUGUCACGCAGAUCUCUGUGCUGGAGAAGGCCAGCCCCAAGGAGCUGCUGUCCUUCGAGGCCCAGAACAGCGUCUCAUCCAUCUGAGAGCCUGAUCCAGAUCCCUCUGCCCCCUGGGGGGCCAGUACAGAGGUAAAUGCUGGACUCGUUGCCGCCGAUGUCAGGAGACUGCAGUUUCUGAACCAGGAUGAUGAUGAUGCCGAUGAAGAGGACAAAGUUUAUCUGGAGAACAAACCAGGCAUUAAAUAGCAUCUGAACCACCCAGAUCAGGAUGGAAAUCUUUUACACGCUGUCCAUCUUUGUGAAUUUUAUGGGGAAAAAAACACUUCAAGUAAAUGCCUGUAGGGUGCAAAUAUACAAAUAAUAUUAGAGUAAUUUCAUCUGAGUCACGUAUGUUUUACAAAACAAAUUAAAACUUUUACAUUUAAUUUGAUCUGUUGCCUGAUUAUGUACAGAAUCAUUUACAGCAGUUCUGAAGCACACAGAUUAAAGCUGAGGUACUUUUAUUACCUGA
Messenger RNA from Paramormyrops kingsleyae, 2447 nucleotides. NCBI's taxonomy places the organism in Eukaryota, Metazoa, Chordata, Actinopteri, Osteoglossiformes, Mormyridae. The record is from RefSeq and is a predicted model, not a curated record.